Molecule: messenger RNA, 1852 nt
Organism: Gossypium raimondii (Peruvian cotton)
Lineage: Eukaryota; Viridiplantae; Streptophyta; Magnoliopsida; Malvales; Malvaceae
Product: zinc finger CCCH domain-containing protein 39
Exons: 3
Coding region: 556-1629 (357 amino acids)
Molecular function (GO): mRNA binding; metal ion binding
Source: RefSeq, a predicted model, not a curated record
AAAACUCCGUAACGGCAGGGUUUUGGAGGUUUAGACUUCUUUUUUGGGUUGAAAAACGCCUUGUUUGUUCUUUUAAGAUUUAGGGUUUUCAAAUUCUCUUUUCUUUUGUUCCUGAAUUAGGAUUUUUGUGUGAGGCGGCUAGGGUUUUCAUUUGACCAUCUGUCAUCUAUUAUAAUAUACUGCAUUCCUUCAUCUUCAUUUUUUCAUGCUGCUCUUCCUUUACCUCUAGCAAACUUCCCAACAAUUUCUUGCAUUUUUUUUCCCACUUCUUUUAUUAAAUUCCAUACUUCAACUUUAAGAAUUCUCAUAGUUUUUUCAUCUUUAAACUCGUUUUUCAUCCAAAUUAUCUUCUGGGUACCUUUUACUAUUCGCUGAGCAUUGAGCAUUCAUUAUCUCCAGUCUCAAGUUUUUCGUUUUGGAUUCUUUUUUAUACUGGUUUAAUUGAUAGCAUUGAUCCAAUACGCUUUGGCGGUUGAUUUUUGGUAGAUUAAUUGAAAGUUAAUAGUCUUGGGAUAGAGUUGGAUUCGAUUAUAACCUUUACUGAUAAUUGUCAGUAUGAAUUACCCUGAAUCUCGCUCUUCCUUUAUGAGAACGCCCCAAUCAACUUAUGCUGGCAGUGAUGCUAUUGGGAUUUGGCCUGAAUUUCCUAUGAAUGAUUGGCAAUUUGACCCACAUUCAGAAUUUGAACAACAACAGCAACAACAACAACAAUCACCUCCCUUCAAAAGACCUAGACAUUCUGAGGACAACCAAUCGAAUAUUGUGCAAUGCACUCCUACAAUUCCCAGGAUGCCCUCAAAUCCUCCAACCAAUAAGGGGACAACUAAUAUUUUCUUCAAAACUCGUAUGUGUGCAAAGUUUAGAUUGGGUACUUGUAGGAACGGUGAAGGUUGCAACUUUGCUCAUGGCAUCGAGGAUCUGCGUCAGCCUCCUCCAAAUUGGCAAGAACUUGUUGGCGGACGCGAGGAAGAACGCCCAUCGGGGAAUUGGGAUGAUGAUCAGAAGAUAAUACAUCGGAUGAAGUUGUGUAAGAAGUAUUACAACGGAGAGGAAUGUCCGUAUGGGGACAGAUGUAAUUUUCUUCAUGAAGAUCCGGCGAAGUUCAGGGAUGAUAUGGGGAGGUUUAGGGAGAGUUCAGCUAUUAGCAUUGGAACAACAGCUCCUCCUGCAGGGCAUGGAACUGCAUCCGAGCAAUCAGAAGGUAAUAGGCCCUUAAACGGUGGCAGUUCAGAUGCUUUUCGAGGAAAUACGAAGCCUGUUUAUCCUGUGUAUUGGAAAACAAAGUUAUGUACAAAGUGGGAGACAACAGGCCAUUGCCCCUUUGGUGAGAAAUGUCACUUUGCUCAUGGGCAAACAGAGUUGCAGGGCAUGAAUGGACGCAUUGAUGGUGACUUCGGGAAUAUGGGUUCUGGUUUGACAAGGAUUGGUUCCGUUUCAACAAAAAUUCACAACCUUCCUGCUAAUGAUCCACCUCCAGUGACAUCAAGUGCCCUUUCUUUGGAUGAAAAAGCCCAGGCUAAAAAUUGCUUGUUCAAGUGGAAAGGACCUAGGAAAAUCAACAGGAUUUAUGGGGAUUGGCUCGAUGAUAUGCCAUUGGUACACAAUUUGCCAAGUCAGGUGGAGAGCUGAAUUCAAGUUCAAGAGCUGGCAACCUUCCUUUUUUCCUCUUAAAGCUUAGAAGGGAAUACUAUUUGCCUAUUCAAAUUUUGUCUUAGUUGUUAGCUAUGGUGGUUUUCUUUGUUUGGUCAAAUAGGGUCUUAAAUAUUGAUUGUUAUCCUUCUUUCAUGGGGCUGAAACAAGAUCAAGUAAUUUUGAGUAUAAAGAAUCACAGCAAGAGUUCAAUCGUUUGUUA